This is a messenger RNA of Electrophorus electricus (electric eel), 1883 nucleotides long. It is a transcript of the gene trappc13, whose product is annotated as trafficking protein particle complex subunit 13. The record is from RefSeq and is a predicted model, not a curated record. NCBI's taxonomy places the organism in Eukaryota, Metazoa, Chordata, Actinopteri, Gymnotiformes, Gymnotidae. Gene Ontology annotation, cellular component: TRAPPIII protein complex.
UGCAGGUGAAAGGUCAAUCGGAGUUACCCUCAGACAAAAUGGAUGUGAAUCAGGCUAAACAAGAGCAUCUCCUUGCUCUAAAAGUGAUGAGACUGACGAAACCGACGCUUUUCACUAACAUGCCAGUGACCUGUGAAGACAGAGACCUUCCAGGUGAUCUGUUUGGUCAACUUAUGAGGGAGGAUCCAUCAACCAUAAAGGGGGCAGAGACUCUGAUGCUUGGGGAGAUGCUCACGCUGCCACAGAACUUUGGAAACAUUUUCCUUGGUGAGACCUUCUCAAGUUACAUCAGUGUGCACAAUGACAGCAAUCAAGUGGUUAAAGAUAUCCUCGUAAAGGCAGAUCUCCAGACCAGCUCACAGAGGUUAAACCUGUCGGCAUCGAACUCUGCAGUGGCCGAACUCAGACCUGAGUGCUGCAUCGAUGAUGUUAUUCACCAUGAAGUCAAGGAGAUCGGAACGCACAUCCUGGUCUGUGCAGUCAGCUACACCACUCAGUCUGGAGACAAACUGUACUUCAGGAAAUUUUUCAAAUUUCAGGUCCUCAAGCCUCUAGAUGUGAAGACCAAGUUCUACAAUGCUGAGAGUGACCUCAGUUCUGUGACAGAUGAGGUUUUCCUGGAGGCUCAGAUUCAGAAUAUUACCACAUCGCCCAUGUUCAUGGAGAAGGUGUCUCUGGAGCCUUCCAUGAUGUACAAUGUCACAGAACUGAACACAGUGACCUUGGGAGAGGGAAGCGAGUCCACCUUUGGGAAGAUGGCUUAUCUGCAGCCCAUGGACACACGCCAGUACCUGUACUGUCUGAAGCCCAAGCCUGAGUUUGCAGAGAAGGCCGGGGUUAUUAAAGGGGUGACUGUAAUUGGCAAACUGGACAUCGUGUGGAAGACCAACCUGGGGGAGAGAGGACGGCUGCAGACCAGUCAGCUGCAGAGAAUGGCACCCGGUUAUGGAGAUGUCCGGCUCUCGCUCGAGCUCAUUCCUGACACGGUGAGCCUUGAGGAGCCUUUCGACAUCAUCUGCAAAAUCACAAAUUGCAGUGAGAGGACCAUGGACCUGGUGCUGGAGAUGUGCAACACCCGGUCAGUGCACUGGUGUGGCGUCUCAGGCCGCCAGCUGGGUAAACUCAGCCCCAGUGCCUCACUCUCCAUCCCUCUUAAGCUCCUGUCCUCUGUCCAGGGCCUGCAGAGCAUAUCUGGACUGAGGCUCACUGAUACCUUUCUAAAAAGAACAUACGAGUAUGAUGACAUCGCCCAGGUGUGCGUGGUGUGUCCGUACCUGGGGCCAGAAAGCUGAGGCUUCUCUCUCCCAUCACACUGUGUCUGUAGGAUAUGAUACUGGACCAAGAUCACUACUCCCUGUCUCCCUGUUACCACUUUUUACAGUAUGAGCUGAUCAUUGUUUUAAAAUGUUAUUUAUAAAAUGCUUAUCCUGAUUUUAAGUGUCUCUAACUGUGAAUAAAAUGGCCUUGCUUAAAACAGCAAUCUUCUGUAAACAAGAAAUAUCAGAUAGACCUUUUUGCACGUGAUAAUUAUGAAAUAUCAGGUUUUACAAGAGGGAAGAUGCUUACGUUUCCACGACCCCGUGGCAGGUUCAGCAGAGCACUCCCGUUUGCUGCUUAAUGACAACCACUUGCAUGCUAAAGGAAACACACUCGGGCAAAGUGAUUUCAAGACAUUUAUUCUUAACAUCUAUUUUUUCCCCGCACAAAGCUUGUUGUUUACACGCAUAUUUUCUUAAGAUUAAAUUACACAUUUGACUACAAAUAUAUUAUAGAGCGUGCAAAAUAAUUUAGGCCAAGACAUUAAAUAUGCUCAUUCUGUUAACAUUAUUUGUGUCAACGUUGUAAAAUAAAUAAUUAGUGGAAUAAUAGUGCCACUAAAGUCA